This is a messenger RNA of Drosophila serrata, 369 nucleotides long. It is a transcript of the gene mRpL33, whose product is annotated as mitochondrial ribosomal protein L33. Lineage: Eukaryota; Metazoa; Arthropoda; Insecta; Diptera; Drosophilidae. Gene Ontology annotation, biological process: translation. Gene Ontology annotation, cellular component: mitochondrion. The record is from RefSeq and is a predicted model, not a curated record.
CCAUAAGCUAUCAGCUGUUUUUACUUGCACAACAAAUCUGUUGAAAUAUUUUUCCAGCAUUUUUACCGAAAUUCCCUGAAAUAAAAUGCGGCUGACAAACGUUUUAUUCAAGAAAGUGAAGAGCAAGCGUAUAAUGGUUGUGCUGGAAAGUGUGGUCAGCGGCCAUCAGUACAAUGCCUUCCGAGAUCGUUUGGCCGAAAAACUAGAGAUAAUACGCUUUGAUCCUUACAUUCAACAGGAAAGCCUUUACCGCGAACGCAAGAAAAUCCGCAGCGCCUAACGAAAAAAUACUCCGCUUUACCAGUAACUUAUGUUAGUGCAAAUAGAAGUUAUAAAAGUUGUGUAAUAAAUUCUCUAUAUUGACCUUUA